AUGUUGCUGGAUUUCUUCGAUUGCUUUGCGCCGCAAAGGCUCGAGCCAGUUUAUUUCGAUAUCAGGCUGAACAACGAUAUUGUGUGGCUUCCAGCGACAGAGGGUGGUACUAGCUAUGGCCACAUUCGAGGCAGGGUAGUCUUAUGUAUCACCCAACCCACCAGCGUGAAGGAUAUCAAGUUGCAUCUAGAGGGUCGAUAUUAUGUCAACUGGGACCUAAAGCCUUUUAAUAGUUUGCAUCAUCAUCACAACAAGCUACCCUGGAAGGAGGUCACUUUCUUUCACCUGAUAUCGAAUCUCCUACCUACUCCGAGACGGGAUCCUACCAUGGUAUUGAAACCAGAUAAUUAUGAAUUCCCCUUUGAGGUUUGCGUGCCAAAGGGAACACCAGAAUCUAUCCAAGGUAUUGAUGACUGCUUUAUCCGUUACAUUCUUCGAGCGCAGAUUUACGGCAAUGGCGGUAAUAAUCUCUCUAUAUCGAGGGAGGUACAAAUGCGAAAGGCGUAUACCAUGUCCUUAUUCAGAGAGCUCAGUGAUUAUGGAAACAUCUGGCCAGAGAAGAUCAUCUACAAUGCCAGCAUCUCCAACCCAGCCGUAUCAUUCGGUAGCAGCAUUCGCAUUGACUUCCGCUUUACCCCUCUUGUCAAAGGACUUGAACUGGAAAGAAUUGAAUCACGUCUUGUCGAAACACACCAUGUCACGAAACCCUUACCGGCUACCCGAUCGCGCGAAGUAUUGGUGGACCAAUACAAAGUCCCGGCCUGGGAUGAGUUGGAUGUAUCUCCUGACGACGGGUAUUCGUUCCAUGUUUCUCGGUUACUUAGCCUUCCAAGGUCCACAAUGCAAUGCUUACAAAGCGCUACAACCACAGUGCUUCAAGUCAAACAUAAUGUUGCAGUUGUUAUAAUCCUGUCGAAUCCUGACGGUCACAAAUCCUCUAUCCGUUUCUCUCUUCCGAUAUUUAUCCAUUUCCGCCCGUCGAGUAGGACGGGUUUCUCUAUUCUUUACGAGCCAGAUGCUAGGGAUGCAGAUUGUGGGCAGCUUCCACAUUAUGAUAGCCAUAUCCAUGACAUGAAGCCAGAUGAAUUUGGCUCUGCCGAUGUUCCAACGCCGGGUGAUGUACAGUGGGGCGUUGAUAUGGAAGAGGAUGAAAAGCCGCCAGAGUAUUCGGAUCUGCAUAUCUCAUCUGAGGUUCCUAGUUAUUGGGCUGCUGUUUACCCGCAUAAUUACGUAGAGAGGAUAUAGAAGAGUACUAUUAUUAUCAUUUAAUCAGGUUUUAUUGUUCAUAUCGAGCCCCAAAGCUAUGACAGAC
Molecule: messenger RNA, 1312 nt
Organism: Aspergillus ruber CBS 135680
Lineage: Eukaryota; Fungi; Ascomycota; Eurotiomycetes; Eurotiales; Aspergillaceae
Product: arrestin family protein
Exons: 5
Coding region: 1-1245 (414 amino acids)
Biological process (GO): ubiquitin-dependent endocytosis
Cellular component (GO): cytosol; cytoplasm; plasma membrane
Molecular function (GO): ubiquitin protein ligase binding; protein-macromolecule adaptor activity
Source: RefSeq, a predicted model, not a curated record